Halichondria panicea is the source of this 16151-nucleotide messenger RNA. Its product is annotated as E3 ubiquitin-protein ligase RNF213-like. The transcript has 75 exons. Lineage: Eukaryota; Metazoa; Porifera; Demospongiae; Suberitida; Halichondriidae. Gene Ontology annotation, molecular function: ATP hydrolysis activity; ubiquitin-protein transferase activity. Bases 78 to 15971 code for a protein of 5297 amino acids. The record is from RefSeq and is a predicted model, not a curated record.
UACUCAUAUUUGGUUGAAACCUACCUACUGUUAGUGUACUUGUCUGAGUGUACUUCAAGAGCUUGCCUGCAAUAAAAAUGUCUGCGACAUCUGAUGGUGAUGUGGAGCAGUUCUGCGUGUGCACUUGUCCUACCGAUAAUCUUCCCAUUUCAUUAACUUUAGGAAUGACUUUCCCAGUUUGCCCAUUCUGCAAAAAACCAUGGAAAAGUCAACCCACAGGGCCCCCUACUACUGAAAGUGUUGUUGAUAGCCAUGCUGCUGGUGGUGUAGCUGCUGGUGUGGAGACACUGAAAGAAAUCCACAGUACUUGUAGAACUGAACCACCUUCAUUAGCAAAAGACCCCAAAUUUCUAACCAGCACUGAUGGAGAAAACGUCACACCAUAUACCAAAGUUAAAAAUCCCACACCAGACUGCAUUGAUUCACCAAGAGAAAAGUCAACAAAAGACACCGAAGACCCACCUGCUCAUUCUCUACGAGAGCAGCCACGGACUUAUGCUGACCAAGUUGGAUCCUCUACUGUGGACUCAGAGGAAUCAAGACCCUCAGGUCAGCCAAUGACAUACGGUCCAAUACUUGCUGAAAGGGUACCUGAAAGUGAACAAACAACUGCGCCAGGUAAAGUUGGAAAAAGAAAAAGACACUAUCCUCGAACAAAUUGGAGGCCGAUUGAUGGCUACCAUAGCGAGAGUGAGGCUGACUCAAUACCAUAUCGGUCUAGCUGUCGAGAUAAGCCUAGCAAUCAAAAUAAUGCCCCUGGAGAUGAACAAGAUACUGUAUCAGAUAAACAGACUAGUAACUGUGAAGUAACUAUGACAAAUGGAUUAAGACGGACUGAUGGCUAUUCUAGUGACGGUGAGGCGCCUAAGCAUGGCUCACAGGAAUUUGCAGCACAAAAUGUGCCUGUGGAUACACUGGAGAAAGAACUGGCAGGUGUUUACAGCAAACCGAAGGGUUACAAUCCCGAAGGAUCCGAAGGAUCGCUUGAUGUUGUGUUCCAUGUGAUCAUCGCCAAACCAGUCUGGGAGUGGGACGACGAAUCUAAAGUAUUCCUUCGUUUUGGAAGUAAACACCUUGGGGGUUGGAAACGAAACAUUGGGAACUUUGUCAAAAAGGACAUAGAUAAAGAUUAUUGUGAGCUGUCUUGCCGACUUACCAUCAAUUUAAACGCCCUUAAAAAGUUUAUACCAUAUAAGUAUGUUGUAUUUACUCCUAAAACGAAAGGAAAAGAACAUUUGUACUUUGAAUUUCUUGGAAAGAGUUAUUCUGGACAACACACUAACAGAGUCUUGUACGGUUUAAAGGGAGGUGUUCAUCAACAAUUUGACACAGUGGCCCUACCUAAAGAUAUAAAUACAAGAACCUCAAGGAAAUGGCUUACUGAGAAAGUAAAGUCGUUUUUUGGCUUUCAGGGACCUCCUACUAGUGUUGAAAUGAGGCAGCUGUGCUUAAAGUUUUAUCUUCAGCUAUAUCGAUACCAAGACAUAUUCACGGUUCAAUUUGAAGACACUUUAAUAAGUGGCAUUUACAAGAUUGAGCACUUGUUUAAUUCUAUGCAUGUGAUUGCAUUUUCAAAUGAUGGUCAAUCAACAGAUUUUGAGUAUAAUGUCUCUGUUAGUGCAUCUGAGAAAAAUGGAAUUGUGCUGAAAAAGUGGUUUGCGGAGUGGUUAGUGUCUCUGACUGAAAGAGUUCAACAUCUUCAAGGAGCAGUCUGUAUUGUUUGGUGCCUCUUUCGACUUGGUAUCACCCUUAAAAAUGUGGAUGUACAGGCCGUCAUGCCUAUUCUUCUGAGGCUCCUCUCGCCUCCUGCUCAGACUAGACUGCAACAAUGGGAUGAUUACAAGAUCCUUUGCUCUUCCAUCCCACAAAAGGCCCAUAAGGCUGAAGUAGCUGAAGCUGUAAGGAAUAUCUGUUUGGCCAGUGCAACAAACAAAGGUGCAGGUGGUACUCUUAGCAUGGACUGGAUCCAUGGAAUUCCACUCUACUCAUUUCUCACUGAGACAUUUGAGCCAAAUGAGGAUGGUCGUUCCCGACAGGAAGGGACGCUCGCAAAAAGAUGGUUUUUGCUACGGGACAAGUUUAGUUUAACUUUUAUCAGGAAAAAGUUUGAGACUAAGAAAUCUAGGCACAUAAACUUCAAAUAUCUUAUGCAAUUUGACUUGCUCACUCUCCAAGCAUGUGUGUAUGUAUGUCCUGAUCAUGACCUUUCUGAGCUCUUUGCUGUGAUACCACCCAACGUCUGCACUUCCUGGCUGUCGUUUCUCCUGACUACGCUUCAAUAUAAAGUGAACAACAUGGAUGAGACGUCGAGAUGGAAGGAAUGGAUAAAUACGAUUGCAAAAAAUAUUUCGUCUGCUAUAUUUCAAAGUACUCAGGAGAAUUUGGAUUCUGCAAAGCUGCUGUUUAAGAACCUUACUAUGGUCGUGAGAAGCACACUUCGUCAUAGAGUUACAGUCAUUACAGCAGCUGCUUCUUUGGUCUUUACUGCUCUACAGCACUUCUGUGGAGAUGUGUCUGCAGACACUUUUUCCGAGAUGCAUGGCUUUGUGAGAGAUUGGAUCCAUCACCCUAGUGUAAUUGGAGGGAAGAUGCUCGGGUGUGAAAUUCAGAAGGAACACACCUUUUCUAAGAUUUACCCAGAACUUGAGGUUUGGAAGGUUCUACUUUCACUGGAUUACAGUGACAAGACUCUUCUAGGAGAAUGGCAAAAGAUAUUAUUGAGUAUCCUCUCUGAAAGAGUUGCUAACGUUCCUAAAUGGGAGAUUUUUUCACUUCUUCGGUUUGUUGAGCAGAAUGGAGAUGCAACUGUCACUGAUAUUGUAAUGGAAUCUUGUAAAGUUGCUGCUAAUUUAAUUUUGUCCCAAAAAUCAUCAGAUAAGCAGUUGGAGAGUAUAAUUUUUGAAAUGACAAAGGAAGAUUCAGUGGCAUUUGGUAAAGUGUUUGGGGCUAUUUUAGAGAAGCGCUACCCUCAGUUGAUGGAAGACAACAGUCAUGAUUGGAUUACUUUAGGAGUACUCUUGGAAUGGAUUGUCUGGCCCACCUACCUUAAAAUAGUCAAACAAGGUGAUGUGUGUCUCCUGAUGGAAGGCCUCUCCAAACAGUGUCAGAGAGCCUGUGUCUGUGCUGUAUUCAAAUUCAAGGACAUGUGUGAUCGUGUUUUGAGUGGUGAUAUCACAAUGUCUGACUUGAAUCAGAUGAUCGCACACAGAUACCGUGUGGAAAAACUUUUUGAAGCAAUAGAAGGUGAAGAACUCACCUUGAAGAUCGUCUCCGCUGCCCUGGACAAGAGAAUGCAACAGUAUCUAUUUAUUGAGAAUCGUAGAAAAGCAUACACAUAUAUUUGUGGCUGGAUAUCUGAAAUUGAAGGUAUGGCUACCUUGAGAGAUGAGCUUGGUCAAGAUAUCAGUGGAGCUAAACUUACUGAUCUCUGUCAGCUCAACGACGAUAACUCUAUACAACUAUUGUGCUACACAUCUGCAAAACCUCUAGAACCAUUUGCUGAUCAUUUUCUGACCAUGAAGAAUCACGGCUCCACUCUCUACACCCGCCCUCUUAACAAUAGGCUGAAGAAAAUAUUAGCCACUAGGUCAGACCUCACCAUUGCUCACAUUUACUCAGAGAUAUGGCAGCCAGUUUUUAAGGAUUGUCAAAUGCUGAUGCAGAGCCUAGUUGAUAAGAGCAUGACACUGUCGUUUGUAGACCAACAUCUGCAAGCAUACAAGAAUGAUCUACCGCCCUGCGAAAACACUCUUUAUAGUGCCGUUUUCAACUUAGAUGUUGGAGUGAGCAAGUGCUUGGGGAUUAAACCAAAUCAAGCACCCCUACGAUCUGCUCUGCAAAGCAUUGAGCACUACUGGAUUCUGUGUCGUUAUCAAAAAGGGGCACUUGUGUUUUUGAAACUGAGAGAUAUUCUCAAUCUGAAGGGGGAUUUUGGAAUUGUUGAAAGAUUAUCUCACCAGCUCACAGAGUCCGUGAAAGAAGACCAAACUCUGGCGACUAUUGACACGGGUGCAGUAGAAACUGAUCAAUUUCUGAAGGAUAUUAUCAGCAACCCACAAAAGUACAAAUGUCUUCAAACGUUCAGUAACUGCCAGGAAAUCAUUGAAUGGCUCAAAGCGUUCACACAAAGUGUCAUUGACAUCCAAGGAUUUGUGACCAUGGCUCUAGCCACUGCUGCUGGAGGAGAGGGAGACUUGGCCAGUGACAAACUCUCUCACCUACAAACUGUUGGCAGUGGUUUUGCAUCUCUCAUCUAUGAGAUGAAGGAGUCUGAUGAUUAUCUGAUGCUUAAGGACCGAUGUAAAUCACUUUGGAAAGCUCUGGUCAAAAACAGUAACUUACCAGAGCUAUUGAUCAGCUGUAAUAAGGACAUAAAGUGGUACACGUCGGUAAAGGAUACCCAGGGCUCUGUGGAGACUACCUCCUCCUAUGGCCAGAUGGCAAACAUUCUCAAGUACGGCACAUACAGAGUAGGCUUUAAGAAAAAUGCUCGGACUGUUCAUGAUUUCAUCUCAGUGAUACUCACCCGCCAAUACGAGGAACUAGUUAAAUGGAACUACACUCUAGACGAGCUUCGAGACCUUGAGAGCAAGUUAGUGCUCAUUUGUGGGAACAAUGCAAAGAACAGAGCGGAGGUCAACCACUACCUCAAUCUUCUGCACUGUGCCACCAGUAUUGCAGAGCUCUACCUGGAGCUCCAGAAAGCUGGAGAUGUCACAUACUCCAAUGCUACUUUUGAAUUCAAAUGUGUCAAAGGGUACGAGUUCAACUUGGAGGAAGCAAAACUAAGAGUGGCUACUCUACAGGACUACAUCAUCCACACCUUAGAACGGGAUAUGGUUACCUGGAAACAAAUUAUGGAAAGUGCUCGUGAUAAGUACUAUGAACUGAACUACUUUACGACGCUUCAAUUGCUCCAACUAAGGAAGGAACUGGGCAUACUCAGUCAAACUAGCACCAACCACAAAGUUGAAUAUAACAUAUUAAUGCUGCUAAAGAGUGUAUCCCCUCAGGUUUCUAGUAGGGUGGUAAUAGACUCACUGCAAGCAGCCGCACAACCUGAGCCUAUGGGCGGAGAGGGAGCCAUUCCCGUAGCUGAUACUGUUUCUGCCAAUUCAGAGAACAAGGACUCACUGCAAGCAGCCGCACAACCUGAGCCUAUGGGUAGAGAGGAAACCAUUCCCAAAGCUGAUAAAGUUUCUGCCAAUUCAGAGAACAAAGCAAUCCAGCUUGAUUGCACUUUACCUAUUGCUAUUUCUGAACCAAUACCUUCAUUAAUGCCUACAUUGAGUUUUGAAGAUCUAAACGAAUCGCAGAAAAGUAUUUACACAACGUUGAUGGGAUUUAACUAUUCUAAGGGCCACGUUCUAAGAGCUUUUCAAGAAUGCCAGGAUGUUGACUACUUUGAAAUUGAGACUUGGUGUGAUACCAAUGAGGACCUAUUUUAUGAAAGAGAUGUGGAUGAAGAUCAUAUAACUACUGUAACAAAGGAAAUAUAUAAUCCAGUGGAGUCAGAUGAUGAAGCCACUGUGCCAGUGUGUGAACAAACUAAUGUAUUGCCAAAAAAUCCUACUCAACUCGAUGUAGGGCUCAAAAUUCAGUCUGUAGUGAGACACUCAGUUGACUUGAGUCACCCUGGGGUAAAGGAGUUAGUGGAAGCAGGCUAUAACUCCCAAGAGUGUGUUGAAGCUGUAUAUCAAAGUAGAGGGGAUGUGGAGAAGGCUAUGAAGCUGCUUGAUGCCAGGGUGAUGGAGAAUAGUGCUCAGUCUGAUGUGGCCAUAAGUAGAGUGGAACCAACGCUAGAUCUCUCUGAGGCUGUAGGGGACGGUAUCACCGAAGCUCGAGAUCCUGAAGCCUGUAGGAGCCAUCUGGAACUUGACCACCUGGGACGUGUGCUAAAGGCUAUCAGCAAAUGCUCUCCAGGUACUGUGACAGUUCAAAGACCCUUCAGCCACUUUCUCAAGGCUGGGUUACCUAAUCUUCUAGUCACAGCUCCUGACAAUAUACUGAGUAGUGUGCUGGCGUUGUACAUUGAAGACCCAACCCUCCCGCUCCCCACACUAGAGGAGGUCCUUCUCUGUACUUUGUGUACUACAGUUGAAGAGGUCAGUCUUCUUUGGCGACGGGCCAUUGAUGACCCCUACUUCAGGAGAGUGUUUUGUCUGGCCCACGCUGAGAGGCUCUCCAAUAAGGUCUGUGAUGCCGCACUGAGAUCACUGCAAGAGCUUUCUCAGGGAAGGACUGACUAUCGCCUUGUAGUGAUCUGUAGUGAAAACAGUGAGGAAAAAUCUCACAUCAUCACACGGCUGGGCAAUAAUCAACGGCCAGUGAUUCCCAAACUGAUAGUGGAUGAUUGCAAAGACUACCUCAAGGCACACUUUGUGCACCAAAUGGACAUGGAGGUCAGUCAGGUCAAUCCUACAUUACACCUGCGAGCAUCAAUGGUGGACCCUGAUAACUCGUGUGUGCGUGUGGUGUCCUCAAACCGCUCUGGUAUGGGAAAAUCUUUAUACAUUAAGCAGAUGGCGGAAUCUUUGAAACAGGCCACCUCCAACAAUGCUUUUCAUGUUACCAUCCCAAUCCACGGGUCUGUGGUCAGUACUGACACGCUUAUGGACAGUUUCAAGAAACACACAGGGAGAGAUAACUGCACCAUCUAUCAUUUGGACAUUGCGCCAAAUGUGAUUGCUGAGGUUGAUUGUAUUCUAUUUUCACUACUCAUACUGAGUGGGAUCAGUGACAGCCGAGGUCUUGUAUGGAGAAGGCAUACCGGUCACCUCUACAUGGUAGAGGUUACUUUACCUGAGCAAAUAAGUGACCAAGAGGAUUUCCAGACUCUCCACCUACUUAAUCUAUUUCCUACUGUUCAAUGUUCCAGCCCUAAAGAUGUUGCCACAAGGAGACAACAACAACCGGAUUCUGGUGUGCUUGGUAUGAACAAGAAGGAAUUUGAAGGGCCCACAAUACAGAGGGUGUACCAAUACCUCAAGAGGUACACAAAUGGUCAAAAUCUAGACACCUUCUUAUACCAGGGAUUGGUUGAGGGCGAUGAGAGGGACUGCCUCAAGAUCAUACUCAGCAAGUGCGGUGUUAGAGACCCCAGUUGGGCUGAGAUCAGUCACUUCACUAAGUUUCUGGACAUUCAGCUCAACUCUUGUGAGAACUCUGUGUUCUGUGAUGAGAUUCUUGUAGGUGAUGUCAUGUCUGGCAUUAAGGAAUUUGUGGUAAAGUUCAUGAUUAGGAUGUCACAGGAUUUCUCAACACCCUCUCUGGAGGGAGUGCUGGCCAGGGAAAACCUGGAAGUGGAUGCACCAGAUGCUGCUGAAGCAGGUGACCAUGACCAGUUGGAACAGCACCAAAUUGUCGCAAGAAGGCAGUGGGAGCAAACUUCCCACCCGUACAUCUUCUUCAAUGAUGACGCGUUUAGCAUCACUUUCAUCGGGUUCAUAGUGACGCCAAAUGGUGACUUAGUGGACCCAGUCCACAGAGUAGUGCUAGAGCCAGCCAUCAUGAGGCCACAGCUCUACACUAGGCUCAAACAUGACAAGAUAAACUUCGAUGAGGACUAUCGCAUCUGGAGUAAGGAACUGAUGAUCCAAAAGAUAGCAAGUGUCAUGGGACUCAAAAGUUUGACUGAUCCAGACAGUUCAUACGUGCUAACUCCUGAUAAUCUUAUCAAGAUGUUGGCUAUCCAAAUGAGAUUCAGGUGUGACAUCCCAGUGGUUAUAAUUGGUGAGACAGGCUGUGGCAAAACAAGGCUCAUUCACUACAUGUGUGAUCUGGCGCGGGGAGGCUUGGAGCAGAGAAACAUGCUGAUUCUAAAAAUACAUGGUGGAGUAACCAACAAACACGUCACAAACUUUGUGAAAGACGCCGAGAGAUUGGCACAGAUCAACAAAGAAGUUAACCCCAAUCUGAGCACGGUGGUCUUCUUUGAUGAGGCAAACACCACUGAGAGCGUUGGACUAAUUAAGGAGAUCAUGUGUGAUCGUAGAAUGAAUGGCCAACCAGUCUCCAAAGACCUCAAGUUCAUAGCUGCCUGCAACCCAUACAGAAAGCAUUCGAAGGAGAUGAUCGAAAAACUGGAAAAAGCUGGCUUAGGGUUUAAUGUGAGAGUUGGUGAAACUCAGCAGAAGCUAGGUAAAGUCCCCCUCCGUCAGUUCGUAUAUCGAGUGCUGGACCUGCCUCCCAGUAUGAGACCUCUAGUGUAUGAUUUCGGUCAGCUUAACACAGGCACCGAACUAGACUAUACUAGUCAGAUCGUCAAGGAUCAUGUACUAAGACACCCAAAACUGAGGACAGAGAGCCCUGCCAUCAUUCCAGCUAUAUCAGCAGUGCUAGCUGCAUCGCAAUUAUUCAUGAGAGAAAUAAAGAAUGAGUGCAGUUUUGUAAGUCUGAGAGAUGUUGAAAGAGCUAUGAUUGUGUUUGAGUUUUUCUACAAGAAAAUGGACAGUGUGUUUGCUCCACUCAUAGACAAGAAAGCGCAGGAGGACUACAAUGAGCGUUGUGCAGUAAGAGAGAACGCUGAGGAUGAUGACCUAGCAGCCCUUCCCCCUCGCCCUAAACAGCUUGACAACAUCACAAGAGCAGUCAUUCUCUGUCUAAGUGUUUGUUACCAUGCCAGGCUACAGGACAGGGCAUGUUAUGAAGAGAAGAUCUCAAGAUGUUUCAACUCUCCCCUACAGCUACCAGAAGGGGCACAACAGCUCAGGAAUGAGAUCAAAUUGUGUGAGGAAGGUUUACUGGACAACAUGGUCCUUGGUCCCAACAUUGCUAAGAAUGCUGCCCUGAGGGAGAACGUGUUCAUGAUGGCUAUUUGUAUUGAGCUGAGGAUACCUCUCUUCUUGGUAGGCAAGCCAGGUAAUUCCAAGUCUUUGGCCAAAUCUAUUGUUCAAGACUCCAUGCAUGGACGAGAAUCGCAGUCACCAGUGCUAAGGGAGUUCAAGAAAGUACAUAUAUUCUCGUUUCAAUGCACUCAGCUGUGUACUCCAGAGAGUAUAAUAGAGGUGUUUAAGCAGGCUGAGCGAUUCCAAGCCAAGCAGGACAUAAAACAGUAUGUGUCAGUGGUUGUGUUGGACAAUAUAGGACUAGCUGAGGACUCCCCCUCCCUUCCCCUCAAGGCCCUACACCCACUGCUGGAAGACGGGACAGAGGGAUCGGGUAAAGAUCAUCAACAGCAGAUUGUAGAGCGUGAAAAGAGAGUGGCCUUCAUUGGCAUAUCUAACUGGGCGCUGGACCCUGCUAAGAUGAACCGUGGUGUUAUGGUAACCAGGGGAGACCCUGGGAAGGAUGACCUGGUAAUGAGUGCUGAAAGCAUCUGCUCUAACAAAGAGAGAGAUCCAGUGAAGGAUCAACUAAAACAUUUUUUUGACCCUCUAUCUAGAGCGUACCUCGAGAUUUGUAGUGUCUGUGAGAAAGGUGGAAGACAGUUGUUUGGUCUACGAGACUUUUACAGCCUUAUCAAGAUGCUGUAUUGGAUGUGUGCAAGAUCAAAGCCACUCCCACUGUCUUCGGCACAGCUGCAACAUUCCAUAUCCAGAAAUUUUGGUGGACUCGAGUUGGAAAAUUUAAAACCGUUGCAAGUGUUUGAUAGAGCUAUUGGAAAUAUUGGCUACCGAGACUUAACUGGCCUGAAUCAAGAGAUACUGUCAUUACUGAACCCUGAUUGCACUCGCCUGGGAUUAAUUAAAACCAGCCUUAAUACCAAGGAUACCACUUGGCAUGGUGAAAAUCGCUACCUGCUGUUCCUGACUGAGAACUACGCUGCUCUAGACAUUAUGAAGCACUACCUUUAUGUGGACGAUCAAGACCUCGCCUUACAGCCUUACAUUCUAUUCGGUAGUAGCUUCCCGAAGGAUAAAGAAUACACACAGGUCUGCCGUAACACAAACCAGAUUAAAAUCUGCAUGGAGACAGGUCGUACAGUUAUUUUGCUCAACUUGGAUAACUACGAAAGCCUUUACGAUGUCCUCAACCAAUACUAUAUAUACUAUGGUGGAGUACGAUAUGUAGACCUUGGAUUGCAAACACACAGGGUUAAAUGCAGGGUUCACAAUGAUUUCAAGCUGAUUCUGAUUGCUGAAAGAGACACAGUAUACGAGAAAUUCCCUACCCCCCUCAUAAACCGCCUGGAGAAGCACUUUGUCCUCACCUCCUCCAUCCUCGAGGAUUGGCAGAGGGAGGUAUUAACCGUCUUUGAGAAAUGGAUUCAAGACUUCUCAAGAACAAGUGACUAUCGAGGCAGUAGCUUCAGCGAGGCCCAUGCAUUCAUUGGCUACCAGAAGGACACACCUGCAGCAGUGGUUUUCCAGGCUACUAAGAUAUUGAGGAGACUUCAACAGAACCAUCGAAUGGAUAGCAAAGUAAAACACUUGUUGGUGAGGACUGAACACCACCUGUUAAAGGCUGGUAUCAUUACACAAGACCUUGCUGACCUCUCUGAAGACUCGUGUCAGUGGACUGAUUCAGUUAUCAAACUAAGCAAGUUCCUGCUUGUCCAAACAGCUGCUGACGCUGCAAUAAUUGGUUUCCUAAGGUCAAAAUAUCCACCUGAAGAAGUUGAUUACAUUAUGAACUGGUACUUCGAGCACCAGCAACACUGCUCAAUAGGGGAGUUUUUACAGUACGAGCUCGAGUGCAGUCACCAUUGUGAGAUAUUCAUGCAGGUCACCACACACUGCCCACUGAUGACAAAGGAAGAGUUGGCCAUUGUUACUGAAUCUAUGGGCGUGGACUUUGCAGAAUUUGAUCUGCUUGAUUUUGAUUCUGAGCUGGAUUUCUCAAACAAAAUAGGACCCAAGUUCCUCCGUGACGAAGAUAAUGCAAAGCCCUUCUUAGUGAUUAUACAAUGUGACUCGGGGCAUUUGAAUUCUGAUCUCAUUGCCUGUGCCAGAUUUCGAGUCUGUGAAGAAGCAAUACAUGCAAAGAUGAAGAAUGAAAUCCAUGGUCGAGAUGAUAUCACGCACGUACUGCUUAUUAUUCGUUUGCCACCACAAGAGGUCAAGUCACAGUUUGUUGGUUUCCAAGGGGACCCCUGGAUUUCAGUGCAUAUUGGUGACCUGAGGCCAACUUCUGAGGCCACAGUGAUACCAGAGCAGGCAGUCGAUGCAUUUAUCAGUGAGCUGUUUAUUAGACAUCGAGAGAGUAUACUGCUCCAUCCUCAGCAUCGCCGACUACACAGUUGUGUGCAAGCUGCAGUAUCUUUGCUCAAGGACUCUCAGAGAGACAGAGCAGUGCUAAGAAUACAGAAACUCAUGGCACUGAUUCCAAAAGCACCUCCUGAGCAAUUAGAUGAGGCUCCAUUUUUUGCUGUUUUGAUCCAAUUAAUUCACUCGGCUCUACAACAAAGGAAAGAACUCAGAAGAGGAGAACAAGAAUGGCUGCUCAAUGAGGCUAUGAGUGGUCAGAUACUACGUAAUGGUGGGACAUUCAGGAAUAUGCUGGCUCGUUGUAUCGAUGUGGUCAUCACCCCCUACUUUGCUAAGAUCAUUGCCCAUGCUGAUCAGAACUCUAACCUUGACCUCCUUGAUCCCAAAAACCUAGAUUCCCCUGUCUCAAGGGUCUGGCUUGCCAUGUUUAACUUAACUGGAGAGGGGAUGGACUGUUCCACACAGGCAGAGGGCAAGACAAUCGUCAAGACUGACUUCCACUGCCAGUUUCCCUUUUCCUGGAUGAUAAGAGAGGUGGUCACUGCUCAGGGAAUAAAUGUGCGAGGUGCCAGAAAUCGUGGGUUUGCUCUGCAAACCAUUUGUGAGACUCUGAGUCUUACUAGAGUGGGUUUAAUCUUGGACAGUGUCAAAGAGGUCCAUAUUGACCAGUUAUACAGACUUUACCUUCAUGACUUUGUCCGAUACGUGCACAAUAGCAGCCUCAAGAAUCACCUUACUAUAACGGAAUAUCAAUUAAUUAUGGAAGCAUUAGAUGCUAUGACGCACCGUAAUGAAUUUUGCUCUGUGGAUGGUCAUGAGUCACUAUCUCGUAAGAUAGUGGCUCUUCAUCUGAUUCAUGGUCAGUGGUCCACUGAGGUGAUGCAGUUUAGCCAGCUGGUUCUGAACAGACCAGGGAUCUUACAUUCACUCUCUAUAAUGAACCCAUUGGCCAGAGCAGGAAAAGAAGCGUUUACUCUUCACUUGUGUGCUGUACAAAGAGUGUUAGAGUCAGACCACGAAGAUGGUGACCCCACAAGCCCAUCCUGGGCUGGCCUCAAUCCUCCAUUGCACAAUCUCUCCACUAGGAAGCAGGAUGAGGUCACUCGAAACCUGCAGCGCUGGUUGAACAAUGUUCGUUUGUCUCAGAAUGUUAUUGAAACUAUCCUGAGAUCAAAUAGUGUGAAUGAUGCUACAAUAACGUCCAGGCUGACUUGGCAAAGGAUCAGAGCUUUGCAGAUAUUUGCUGAGACCGUGUAUCUGCCUCAUUCCAGAGUGAAGGGAGUUCCCUUCAUCACUAAAAAACUUGAAUUUACAUUAAAAAGGCAUUCUGACUUUUUAAAGAAAGACACACUACUUGCUGUCAAGCAGUUUUUGAAGACCUUUUUUGAUUUGAAGCAGCUUGAAGCUGACAAAGGCACAAAGGAUAAAAUAAAAGACAGUUGCAACCGUUUUUUUAUUGAGGUUGUCUCCAGUCUGUGUUUCGGUGGUAGGGAGAUCCCGGAGUCAGAGCUGAUUGAGCUGCUGUUGGAUAAUGUCCUGCAGGACAGAGAAACUAGUGCAUUGUCACCCUAUAAAAAGCAGGACCAAACUCCCGUCAUCAGAUCAUUCCUACUGCAGCUUCUACUGGAGCACGAACCUAAACAGGUACGGCAAUACAUGGACAACUACUACCAACGAUCCAGUGUGGUUAGCCGUGGCCAUGGCAUGGACCAGGAUCUCUGUCUGCUUUCUAUUCAGUGCUUUGAAGAUGCACUACAUAAACGGAUGAGUAUCCUCUCUCCUGAUGACAAAGCUAACAAAGUCAUGCAGCUCCUGGAGAGUAGCCAUUUAGCACUACAGGAACAUUUGGGGACACCGACAGUUCGUCUUAAAUACCUUGAGGCAGUGGCAGGCAUUCGUUUUGCCCUUUCUAUUCUAGCUGAGCAGUUAAAGAGUAACACUGUCCGCUACUCUCUCCUCAAAGUGGCUAAAAAGCUAUGUAUAGACACCAGAGUGAACAUAAUAGACCCCACAGGAAAAUUAGACACUACAGGACCUGUGCUCUAUCUCAUAAAGCUCAUAGUGAGGCAGUUUGGUUUCCCUUGUCUUCGGGCUGUGAGUCGGGUCCAUUCCUGGCUCGUCCCUGAGGGCUUAAAGAGGGCUGACAAUGAGGAGAGACCCAUCGACCCUUUUGUGCUGUAUGAACGAGACUAUCAGGAUAUGCGGAUCGCUGUCAACACUGCAUUGCGUACAAAAAAAACAACAGACCUUACUACCUGUGUGGAGGGUGGAGCUAAGUUUUGUCUAUUGGCCUUCGUCCUGUACCAAAAGAGCACUCUCUCACUAGCCACCACAGUACCAACAGAGCCAAUACAACAGGAGGAACACAAAGUACUGAAAGACUUCCUACGAGACAGCCCAAGCAUCUCAACAGACUUGCUACAUGUUCUGCGUUUGCUCCUGGCUAAUCGCCAGAGUGGUACUCUGGUUCAGAUGGUUGCCUCACCCUAUCAAGCAGGCCUACAUAGGACCCUCACUGGCCUUGUAGUGCACACGGUCACUGUGUUACUGAGCAGGGCUAACACUGAACUACUGCUGCCAUUUAUUAACAUGAUUAACAACCCCGCUGCUCUGGAGGAUGCGUAUCUGCCCACCAUGCAAGACAACCUGGUCCAUGAAGUGAAAAAAGCACACGAAGGCAGUGCAAAUGAAACAUCCAAGUUCUACAAAUGUCCAAAUGGUCACCUGUAUCUCAUCGGAGACUAUGGUAAGCCUUGGGUACGGAAAACCUGUCCUGAGUGUUAUGCAGCCAUUGGAGGCACUCACCAUACACUGUUGGCUGACAACUCGGAAGCACAAGUUAACGACAUGACCAAGACUGGCCAUGACCUUGGUUCCCCGCAACAACGCCCUGUCAAUCUAAAAAGAGAGAGGGAACUAUCCGCCACUGCUGUGGGCAUCAUAAGGGCACUCAUGCACGUUUCCUUCCUCUGGGCGGCCUGCCAUAACCAAUAUCAGCUGGUGGACAUUGCCAGAGUUACCCGGAGUGUGGUACCGCUUCAGGACCUGGCAGAGUUUUUUUGGCUCCAUCUAGAGAAGGAUUUGGAGUGUAUGCAGAAUAGCACUGGGAGGGCAGUGGAUGAAUGUUUCAUGAUCCUGCAUCUGGUUCUGAAGCAAAUACUAACAUCUGACUACGUACCUAUGUCUCCGAUGUCUGCCAAUGUCAACCAGCUACAGUCUAAGGAUGCCCGUAAAGAGUGGGAAAGACUAUUCAAUACUUGUUAUAUUGAACCGAUGCUUAGUCAACUGCCGACAUGUAUGGAUACAGCGUGGGAUCUAGUAGCUAACGAUGAUCAACAAGUGCAAGACAGUCUGUUUUACCUGGCCUUUGAGAAGGUCAAAGUGGAUGAGAAGAAUAUGGACGUUCAUCUCUGGAGCUACAGACCACAGAUCAACCUGCAGCACCUCGAAAGUACUUUAAAGACUGGAAGCAAAUGUAAAAUCCUGGAAGCAUUCCUUACAGCUGAGCCAAGUCUACGUGCUACUCAAUACCUGCCAGACAUUGUAAAACUUCAACAGUUUAUGUUUGAGUCCUUUGACAGACGCCUAGACAAGAGCAAAGCAGAGACCAUGACCAUCAGACAAUUCCUGAGGGAUGUGAAGGAGACUAGGAAUGAACACAUCCAAAAGGAGUGCCAGGAAAUGAUCAAGAGUUUGAAGAAAGCAUGGGCUCUUGUGAGACAUAAGCUCAAGAAUCACAACCGACUACCUGUGGAGGAAGACUACCUGCUUCCAGAGAUCACGGAAGAUACUAGCAUGGUCUACCUGAUCCCAACUACCAUGAGGGAGGGACGUUGCACCACAGCACUAGUCGACUAUCUCGUUCUCACACACAAUUCCUUCAUUGAGUGGUGCAGAGGGAUCGUAAAUCAAGGGGCGGAAUCUACCUCCGCAGUGUGGAGGGAGCAUAAGGUUCUCAUCACCCACGUCCAUUCCUGCCACCUGCUAGAGUAUGAGCAGCAUUUACAGUCCAUUAUCCUCUCUCACUGUCAUUACUCUCUCACUGUGGGAAGGGGUCAGAACAUCAAGUACAACCUCCCCGCUCUAGAGAAACAUAUCCUUAACAGGUUCAUCUAUGGCAAGCCAAUUAUUCUCUUAGACAUCCCCCAUGUGGCGUAUUGUAAGGACAUCUACACAGUGGAAACUUUCCGGGAGAUACGGCGGAAGGUUAAACCUCAGGAACCCCUACUCCAACGUGUCCAGCAAGAUAUAAUAACAGAGCUGCAAAAUCCCGAGAAACUAAGAGAAUCCCUUGAUGUUGUAGAAGUUGUCCUUGGGCUACUUUCUUCAGGAGGAGGUAGUCACACCGUGAUGUUGGAAAAAUACAUAUCUACUAGGCGAAUGGGCAAAAAACCUUUCAGUGCUAAGGCCAAAGAGUCCUGCACACUGGGUCACAUUCUCUCUCUGUGGGAGAGCAUUUCUGUUGAGUUGGCCAGACAGCUAUGGCAUUCAGGACUGGAGCCAUUUGAAGGAAUUCCUCCAAAUUACUUAGAGUACUUGUCGGAUGAUCAGAUAGCGGAACUGGAUGAAUGUCUUAGGACGUACGACCUUGGGCUGCUGCUGGGGAGUCUCUUUGAGUUUAUUGAGAUCCAUGUCAAGCACCUCCCUGCCAAUGAGGAGGAGUUCCCAUUAGUGGAUGCCAUUGAGGCAUACUGGGACAUGACGGAGCAGACUCCUAUUGACCCUGAGCGACUGAGGAGAGAUUUCCCUGUAAGCGUUACAGUACCUCAGGCCGUGGCCACUUGGAAGCACAUUGCUGUGUACAAGAAAAAGGAACAUUCAUAAUUAAAGUACUUAUUAUAUUAUAGUCUAGUGUGAAACAAACUUAGACAAUUGUAUAUGUGUAGGCUAUAUUAUUUGUAUACUUUUGACCGUAAUUAUAGGCAGGUACAUGCAUGUAGGUUAUAUAUAGAUCUAGAUUUAGUUGUCAAUCAAUGUACAUGAUUGUGUUUGUUGUGAAUUUGA